Ostertagia ostertagi is the source of this 3546-nucleotide messenger RNA. Lineage: Eukaryota; Metazoa; Nematoda; Chromadorea; Rhabditida; Trichostrongylidae. The record is from the annotation of a GenBank genome assembly.
GAAACCCGACGCGUCGCGCUGCCGUUGAUAAAAGCGUUUCAAAAAGAAGUCGAUCAGCUGACUGUGAGAGGAAAAGCAACUGAAGCGGCGCUGAUCGAAAUCUGCUCUCAGCUCACAAACCUUCCUGAUCCGACGCCAAUUAUUGAACAGGCGAUCGUCUGGAAAUCGCAAGCGGAGAAGACGAACAUAGCGGUUGAGGAGGCAAAUCAUUUACGAACCCAAAUCGCGCAAGUCCAUACCGAGUUGGCUGAUUUGAAGAAUCAGGAUGUCACGAUCCGCCAACUUAAAGAUACUGUGAAGCAGCUAGAGGAAGAAAAGACGAGAGAAGUGGAAAAAGCAAUCGACGCGAUUGAGAAGGACUUACGCGAAGAGUUCUCAAUCCGUGAUCACGAGACGACAAUGCGUUCUGACAAACUCAAGGCUGAAAACGCGGCUCUGGAAAAGAAAGUGAGCGAACUUGAAGCGUUGAUGCGGGAGGCACAAAGGCGGUUGGAUGUCGCCCGGGUGGCGGCUGACCGCAAAGAAGCCCUGGAGAGCGAACAAAUUGACAUCUUGAGUCGAGAUUUGAACGACGCUAACAGAAGAGUGGCUUUUUUGGAAGCGGAGUUAAGCCGAAUGACAGAAGAGUUGGCCGAAGCCCGCGCUACAUCCCAGCGUGGGGGGUUGGAAGACAUCGCAGCACUAGGGGGUCUGAUGAAGGAAAAAGACGAACUGAUUGCCCGUCUCACUGAGGAGAAUCAGCGUCUCGUGGAGGCGGCAGCUGUGGAGGCGAAGAAGGCUCGUGGUCGUUGCGAUGAGCUGGCAGUGGAGCUGGAGAAGCGAGCUCAUCAAAUCAAGCAGCUCGAGGCUCUCCUUGCCGAUCAGAGCGAUUACGAAGCCAUCAAGAAGGAAUUGAGGUUGCUUCGAGAGAUCGAAUUUGGCGAAGCAGCCACUGCGAACGAGGAGUCGAUCGCACGUCUUGGCGAAACCGUUCAGUCGCUCGACAGACUCCUGGCGGCGAAAAAUCGUCGUCUUCAGAACGACAACGCGCUGCUGCGGCAGGCGAAUGAGCGAUACCAAGGCGAUGAGAUUAUGCAGGCAAUCUUAGCUGGCAGCCACCAGACAGUUGUAGAAGCAGUGACGACCCGAGUGGGACGAGAAGUGGCCGAGGGAUACGUGGAUGCCGACGCUGAUCAGGUUCGACGUCGAUCAAAAGCUGGCACGCAGGAGUCCGAGCGGGGUAAAACCGAGUCCGAUGAUCGUCAAAACCUCUUCAAAAUUCUUAUGAACAUGGGAUCGAUGCCGUCCGGUGGUUCCCAUGCUGAGAACGGCUCCGCUGCCCUGCGAGGGGACAGCACCCGAUCACCGUCCACGGAGAUUCCUUUCGAGCACUUUCGUUAUUCGCCGAAGCUCACCAACUACACAGGGGAACCUGCAAAAACGCCGCAGGAACUGAAGGCCAUCCAAGAUCUUCAGGUUCGGGUGGCAGGAAACGUUCGUGCGUUGGGCACGCGUGCUCUGAACACAGCCGAGAUCGCGAGACAGUGCAAGCGCCUCAUGGUCGCCUAUAACAUCGGGCAGCGCCUGUUCGCGAAAUACGUCAUGAACCAGUCGCAAGGGUCCCUCAGCGAGCUGCUCUCUAAGCCCAGACACUGGAGCAAGCUCACCGACAAAGGACGAGAAGCCUUCCGGCGGAUAUACGGUUGGAUUUCGGACGCCGAAGCUGUCGAUUUGUUGUGCUCGUUAAGCCCACGUCGUGUUUGGCCGAGUGAAGUUCGUAUUGAACAUCCGACACCGGAAUCCCUGUGGGAAGGGAACAGCGGCCUCCUCCCAGCCGAGGAACCUGACGAGAAUUCAUUCAAACGGGCCGCCAGCGCUCGUGAGGACCAGUAUCGUCUGGCGGGCACGAACCAGGCUGCCAAUGCCGGCUCGACCACUCGCAACAGUCGCUGGCGCCAUGACGACAUCCCCAAGGAGAAAAUCAUGAGUAUAUUCCAGACAGAGUUGGCGAAGCUAAGGGAGCAGGAGUCCACAUUGGAGCGAGCAAUAGCAACAAGGUCGUUUGGGAACGGUCACAGACGGUCGGAAGACACAUCGCCGUCGUACCACGAAAUGUCUCACAACGAGAGAAUGGCCUCCAUCAGCCAUGCCCACCAGGUGAUGAAUACUCGAAUGCGCGUCGGAUUAUCGCCGAUAACGCAGGAGCAGUUUGAAAUGUUCGGGCACAUUGACACGGACGACGUUGUCAGACAGAUAAAGGAGUUCCUAUCGAUGAAUUCUAUUUCACAACGACAGUUCGGCGAACACGUCUUGGGCUUGAGUCAGGGCUCGGUGUCUGACUUGUUGGCUCGUCCGAAGCAGUGGAACAUGUUGACCCAGAAGGGCCGAGAACCAUUCAUACGGAUGAAGCUGUUCAUGCGUGAGGUGUCUCAGUCGGCCAACAAGGGCAAUCUCCAGCAAGAACUCGAUAAGGUGCAAAUGAGCGAUGACUCAGUUGCGCCAAGUGCAAAGGACAAGGAUCCCUCCAGCGAAAGCGACGCGACUCCAACGGUGAAGGUGAAGCGCGAAAUCAUCGAGGAGGACGAGGACGUGAUCGCCCUGCCACGGUCCGAGUUCGACACGAUGAGCACCGGCACGCCAGACGAUGUGGCGGAUUCUGGAGGAGAGGCCGAGGCGGUCGACACAGCGCUUCUCGUGCGAAAAGUCAAGGACCGUCUUCAUUUACAUGGGAUCUCACAGCGACUCUUUGGUGAAGCGGUGCUUGGAAUCUCGGCGGGCGGAUGUUCGGAGCUGUUCCUGCGACCGCGACGGUGGUCGACGCUUUCCGUCAGGGGACGUGAACCUUUUGAGAAGAUGAGGGCGUGGCUGGCCGACAAGGAAGCCGUUCAAAGACUUCUCGUCAGGGAGCGGGUACGUCGCUAUCAAUUUCUUUCGUCCCGAGUAUUUUAUGGAUGCGGUCUCUUACAGAUCGACGCUGGGCUCCCGUUGGAGAGAAACCUCGUCAACGGCAAUGGCAAGCGUUCCUCGGAGCCGCCUUACGAGCCGCCACCUCGAAAAGUGCAGCGUACAAUAAUCACCGAACAGCAGAAAGAGGCGCUGCGGUUUGUCUUUCAGCACGAGCAUCAUCCAAGCCAAAAGACCGUCGAGCUGUUGUCGUUGAAAUUGAAUUUGAACAUCCGAACGGUAAACAACUGGUUUCACAACCAUCGAACGAGACAGAAAGCGAGCCUGAAAGAAGGAAAAGUGUACCCGCCAGCGGUUGGAUCGAUCCCAACCAGCAAGAAUUGGCAGCAGGACCUGCACGCGAUUCUCGAGAACGCGUCGCGAUACGCUCUUCUCGACGAGGCUCCUCCAACGAUGGUGCCUGUUCCUGCGACUCCCCUGUUCACGCCGACCCAGGAACGGCCAGCGAGCUCGUCGCUGGUGCUCUCUGGGACUGACGAGCGCCCAGCGGCGGCGAAUUCGUCGUCGCCGCUGUUCUCUUCUGAAGAGCGCAGCGAAAAGGCCAGCCAGUUGGAUCGAGCAGUGGCGAAAAUGCGAAUGUUGGCCGCGUCAAAGGGGUCAUAG